AUGUUCAGAAGCCCUUUUUCUGGUUUUAGAAACUUCCACCAAUCUGCUUCAUUGCUCCAUGGCCAUAUUCACAAACCCAAUCCUGGCGAAGAGCUCCAUAUAACGUUCAUUACUAAAGACGGAAGCCAGUUCACUUACGAAGUUGCUGAGGGCGACAACAUCUUGGACAUUGCCCAGGCAUAUAACUUGGACAUGGAAGGCGCUUGUGGUGGAUCUUGUGCCUGUUCCACAUGCCACAUAAUCGUUGACCCAGAAUUCUACGAUGAGAUCCCAGAGCCUGAUGAUGACGAAAACGAUAUGUUGGAUUUGGCUUUUGGAUUGACCGAAACUUCGAGAUUGGGUUGUCAAGUCAAAAUGACGAAGGAAUUGGAUGGAAUAAGAGUAGCCUUGCCUGCCAUGACUAGAAAUUUACAAUCCAGAGACUUCAACAACUGA
Molecule: messenger RNA, 435 nt
Organism: Scheffersomyces stipitis CBS 6054
Lineage: Eukaryota; Fungi; Ascomycota; Pichiomycetes; Serinales; Debaryomycetaceae
Gene: YAH1
Product: adrenodoxin
Exons: 1
Coding region: 1-435 (144 amino acids)
Biological process (GO): P450-containing electron transport chain; positive regulation of oxidoreductase activity
Cellular component (GO): mitochondrion
Molecular function (GO): 2 iron, 2 sulfur cluster binding
Source: RefSeq, a predicted model, not a curated record